GUCUGGGGCUGCUCAGCGCCUUUGGCCUCUUCACCUUCACUCAAGUGCACCGGCUCCUCAAGAUUGAGACCGCCUUAGGGCUCGUGGCGGUUCAGCCUUUCCAACGUUUAUUGCCUCGACAAUCAUUCAGCAAUUCAAACGUCCAUCUCUGGUCUUCAAGCGUGCCCUAAGGCUUCAAUCUUGUUCAUCAAAUAUUAUUUGAGACUCCGGACAUUGUUGCAUUAUCAAAGUGCCAGUGGAUUGCCCUUAUACUUCCUGCCGAAAAUGACGUCUACAUUUGUCCCCGUGGAUUUGUCGUCCUUUGAUCCCGCAUUCGCAUCGUCCUUGCCCCAAUAUCGACACCCAACACACUCUCCCAGAAUCGUAGAGCUUCUUCAGACCAACAAGCCGCCUCUUUCUCCUGAACAGGAUGUCCUUGCAGCCCUAAUGGCUUCAGGAGAUGAGUAUCUUGCCGAAGUCGACAAGAAGAUUGCUGCCACUCGCCAGCUUCUCCAUUUUCUAUCAACGGAAAGGGACCAAAUCGUCUCCAAUCUUUCUGACGCGAAAAUCUUGACCCAUCCCGUUCGCCAGCUCGGGGAUGAUGUCCUCUGUGAAAUUUUCAGUCGUUGCGUCCCAGAAUUGGAUGCGGAGAGGAGUUUCUCAUCCCUGGAUCCCCGUCAGGCUCCGUGGACACUCCCAAGUUUGUACAUCAUGGAGGAGAGUUGCCCUUCGAACCGGUCGGUUGUGGUCGACUGUAGCGGUUAAUAUGCAAAAAGACCUUUCCGCCGCUUUCCAGCUGGGCAUACAGUUGUCUAGGGCACAAGGGCAUGUUUUAUCCGUUCACGUUUUUGGGUCCAGUAGGAGGUGGAC
Messenger RNA from Guyanagaster necrorhizus, 849 nucleotides. RefSeq lists its product as uncharacterized. Lineage: Eukaryota; Fungi; Basidiomycota; Agaricomycetes; Agaricales; Physalacriaceae. The record is from RefSeq and is a predicted model, not a curated record. The transcript has 3 exons. The coding region runs from base 265 to 744 and encodes 159 amino acids.